Messenger RNA from Dentiscutata erythropus, 204 nucleotides. Lineage: Eukaryota; Fungi; Glomeromycota; Glomeromycetes; Diversisporales; Gigasporaceae. The record is from the annotation of a GenBank genome assembly.
GUGUAUAGUGGGACUAUGGACUACUACAAACCAUCUAAUACUAACCAUAAAGCCCAUAAGGAGAAGAGAUUAGAGCCUCAAGAAGAGUAUAAUUUGAGGAAACACAUUAAGCUUAGCUCUAUGCAAGUGGAUGAAGAAGUCAUUGAACCAGUACCUACAGUAAAGAAACUAAAAAUUAAGAGGCAGCCUUUAGUAAUUGAUUGA